AUGCUCAAUCUAGUCAUUUGGGCGAUCAGAGCCUUCUAUCUCCUCAGCAGUCUUGCAAUCUUCGCAGUCCGCCUGAUUCCUGCGCUCGGAGACCGAUUCCUCGCGUACGGUGCGCGUGCGCGAGACCCAGCUCGCGGUAGUGAGGACAGAAAGCAGAAGCAGCCUUCGGUAGGCGUAAAGUUCCUCGACUACGUUGCUACUUUCACCGUCCCUCAUUCGUGGUUCACUCACUUCUACAUCCUCUCCAUCGCAUGCUCGUUGGCUUGUCUGUUCACUUUCCAUCAAUAUGCAGGGACGACCGAGAAUCAGGACACGGACAUCCCGGCUUUCUGCUCGAUGUUGAUGCUUGUUCAGGGCUGUCGAAGACUAGUUGAAUGUCUCGUCCUUACCCAACAGAGCAAAUCGCGGAUGUGGAUAGGACACUAUGCCAUUGGCAUGGCAUAUUACAUUGCCACAAACAUCGCCAUCUGGGUUGAGCAUCUCGAUGCCAACCUCAUUCGACCGUCGCGGCCUGAUUCGGACAGGAAUCAAGGAAGUAUUCUGUGGACGUCCAAGACUCUCAUCUGCACGAUCGUCUUCUUCUGGGCCAGCGACAGACAAAAUCUCUAUCACCGCUACUUGUCGAGCCUGAAGAAAUACACUUUGCCGGAGAAACAUGCGUUCCGAUGGAUAGUAGCGCCGCACUACACGGCCGAAUGUCUCAUUUACCUCAGUCUUGCCGUCGUAGACGCGCCCCCUUCUCAACAACACCACCACCACCACCUUCAGCAGUAUCAUUACAAUCAAAAACCAGCAACAACAUCCAUAAACUGGACGCUCUUCUGCGCCCUGGUCUUCGUCACGGUCAACCUUGGUGUGACGGCGGCCGGGACGAAGGAAUGGCUUCGCACGAAAUUUCCCGACAGGGCCUGGGAGAUUAUCAAGAGAUGGAGGAUGAUUCCAUUCGUGUUCUAA
Cladophialophora bantiana CBS 173.52 is the source of this 954-nucleotide messenger RNA. RefSeq lists its product as uncharacterized. Gene Ontology annotation, molecular function: 3-oxo-5-alpha-steroid 4-dehydrogenase activity. The coding region runs from base 1 to 954 and encodes 317 amino acids. Gene Ontology annotation, biological process: polyprenol catabolic process; dolichol-linked oligosaccharide biosynthetic process. NCBI's taxonomy places the organism in Eukaryota, Fungi, Ascomycota, Eurotiomycetes, Chaetothyriales, Herpotrichiellaceae. The transcript has a single exon. Gene Ontology annotation, cellular component: endoplasmic reticulum. The record is from RefSeq and is a predicted model, not a curated record.